Fonsecaea multimorphosa CBS 102226 is the source of this 1080-nucleotide messenger RNA. RefSeq lists its product as uncharacterized. Bases 1 to 1080 code for a protein of 359 amino acids. The transcript has 3 exons. The record is from RefSeq and is a predicted model, not a curated record. NCBI's taxonomy places the organism in Eukaryota, Fungi, Ascomycota, Eurotiomycetes, Chaetothyriales, Herpotrichiellaceae.
AUGACGCCACCAGCAGUCCAAGUGCACUCGCAAGACCCAUGCCUGUCGCCGAAGAAGAUGGGCACCAAGAUAUCAAAGGAGGACCACCAGAACCGCACGAAAUCCCACCUCCAGCCACGCUUCAGCCUACCUCCGACGACACCGCCGUCCAGCAGGACAGAUAUCGUCAUCGGCGGGAUCAGGGUGUACGUGUACGGCCUGGAGGAGCUCGUGCAUAAGGCCGACGUCGAGGUCGCCGUCCUGUACCUCGCGCACAAUCGCAAGAGGUCGUACCUGGUCACCGAGGACAUUGCGUACGAGGUUCUGCACAGUUAUAGAACUGAGCGAGGGCGGCGGAAGAGGUAUGAGCUCAUUGCGGUGACGAUUAAUAUGAGGAAUCAUGGGGAUCGGGAGGUUAGUCCACAUGCGAACUAUACGUGGGACGACGGGAACGAUAACCACGGCAUGGACCUCCUAUCGAUGAUCUCCGGCUCCGCCCAGGACUUCAAGCUCAUCCUGGACUACCUGCCCGCGUACCUGCCGCAGUUCACGCGGUUCCACAACAUCAUGGCCGGCGUGUCGCUGGGCGCGCACACGGCGUGGCGAAUGGCUUCGUUAGCAGCGCCGGGCCAGAUCGAAGGGUUCGCGAUGGUCGUUGGGUGUCCGAGUUUGAGCCCCCUGCUUCUCUCGCGGCUGGGCAUCGAACAAGCCACUGGCGCUGGUGCUACUGCCGCCGCCGCCACGCGGUACGAGGGCCUGGCGGAACUGAUGACGGACGAACAGAGGCGGAGGUGGCCCCGGGCGCUGGCUGAGCUCGUUUUGGAGGGCGACAGGUUCGUCGCCGACGAGUUCCCCACCGAUGUGCCCGUGCUGUUGUGUAAUGGGGCUGUGGAUCCGUUGGUCCCGCCGCAGUACACGGCCGCCUGGGUCCACCGCCGCCGCAAGGUGACGGAAAGGGAGAACGGGGCACAACAUGAGGAGGGUGGCCAGCAGGUCCGGCUCUUCGUGCAGGAGAAUACGGGCCACAGCUGUACCAAGGAGAUGGUGUCGUUGAUUGCUUCGUGGUUGGGUGAUCUUUUUCAGGUAUACGAGUACGAAUAG